This is a messenger RNA of Manihot esculenta (cassava), 3788 nucleotides long. RefSeq names its product calmodulin-binding transcription activator 4. Gene Ontology annotation, molecular function: protein binding; transcription coregulator activity; double-stranded DNA binding. Gene Ontology annotation, biological process: regulation of transcription by RNA polymerase II. The record is from RefSeq and is a predicted model, not a curated record. The transcript has 13 exons. The coding region runs from base 452 to 3427 and encodes 991 amino acids. Lineage: Eukaryota; Viridiplantae; Streptophyta; Magnoliopsida; Malpighiales; Euphorbiaceae. Gene Ontology annotation, cellular component: nucleus.
ACACCAGCAUCUUGCUGCCACCCCGCCACAACAACACUUGUACUUGCAAGCAGCAGAUAAAAACACUUGCCGAGUUCCCGGUUUCCACUCACCCACCUGGGCUGGAUUCUUCGUCGUCGUCUUCGCACCUCUGUGGGUUUAAACUUCGAACCCGAACGGCGGAAGUCACAGUAAACAUAAAUAGACACACUCUCUCUUUCGCUCUCUGUAUCUCUCUCUCUCUCUCUCUCUCUCUGUGAUCAAGUACACGAUUAUCUAUCGUUCGGAAUUAUGUUUCCUUGCGGCCAUGACCUCGACCGUUUCCAUUAGCUGCCGCUUCUCUUUGUUUGGUGCUUUAUCAUUUAUUUUGCCGAUACUUGAACGGAACUCGCACAUUAGCUCCAGGUGAACUUUUGUUCAGUGAAGUUAUUUAUCUGCAAUUCGUUUGGUGAUACAAUUUUGGGAAUCCGAUAUGUCACAGUCAGGGUAUGAUAUUAAUGUUCUGUUUCAAGAAGCUCAAACGCGAUGGCUGAAACCUGCUGAAGUGCUGUAUAUAUUGCAAAACCAUGAAAAAUACAAGUUUACCCACGAGCCACCUCAUAAGCCAACUAGUGGAUCAUUGUUUCUUUUUAACAAGAGGGUCCUUCGGUUCUUUCGCAGAGAUGGUCAUAAUUGGCGUAAAAAGAAGGAUGGAAGAAGUGUUGGGGAAGCACACGAGCGACUUAAGGUUGGAAAUGUCGAGGCUUUAAAUUGUUAUUAUGCACAUGGAGAACAGAACCCGAAUUUUCAGAGACGUAGCUACUGGAUGCUGGAUCCGGAAUAUGAACAUAUCGUUCUUGUUCACUAUAGAGAGGUUGGUGAGGGAAAGUCUACUCCCAGAUCUGCUGUGCAGUUAUCACCAGGGUUGUCUUCUGCUUUCAGUCCAAGUACAACAUCUCAUACUACUCACAAUCGAGAUUCUACCUCUGCAGUUAGUGAUUUAUAUGACCCUGAUCGGAGUUCAUCUAGUCCAAGUUCUACGGAAAUCAGUUCAGAGAUAGUCACCAAGGACAAUGGACUAGAGACUUUAACUGGGUUUACUAGUUCCCCAAAGGAUGGCGUUAGUCAAUUUUUGAGAAGGCUGGAGGAGCAUUUGAGUCUGAAUGAGGACAGCAUUAAAGAAACUGACCCAUUAUGCAGUGAGGAAGGAAUCACAAAUGAUCCAGAACUUCUGGAAUUUGCAAAACAGAUCUCCGAGAAGGAUCACUAUGUAAAUAUGCUGCAUGGACCUGAGAAUAUUGUGAAUAAUCAAUGUUAUGAUUUUGGUGAACCUCCUGGGUUGCAACUGCAGAGCAACAAUGUUGUUCACCUACAGGACACAGGUGAUGGUGGCAAAUACCAUCAACCAUUUGUAGAGUAUGCAGAUGGGAGCAAAGAAUCCAUUUCUUGGAAUGAAGUGUUGGAGUCCUGUAAAGUGUCAUCUGGUGUGGAUUACCAGGAAAAGCCACAGCCUUCUUUGAGGGAACCAGCUGAAGAGCAUGAGUAUUCUCAUUGGCUAAACUUCAAUGGAAAUAAUGUCAGAAAUUCUUCUGAGUUGCUGCCUCAAGAUGUUGAAAAUUUUGAUAUUCCUUUAUACUCUCCUGUCUUGGGAACUCAUGAAACCAAUCCUGACUACUAUUCAAUGCUAUAUGAUGAAGGCCACCUUGGAGUGCCAAUUGAACCUGAUUCAAGUUUGACUGUUUCACGACAGCAGAAAUUUACAAUCCGUGAAAUAUCCCCAGAAUGGGGUUUUACCUCUGAGGCUACAAAGGUAAUUAUUGUUGGAUCUUUUUUAUGUGAUCCAUCAGAAUCUGCAUGGAAAUGCAUGUUUGGUGAGACUGAGGUUCCCACUGAAAUCAUUCAAGAAGGUGUUCUCUGCUGUGUAGCUCCUCCCCAUCUUCCAGGAAAGGUCACUUUCUGUGUUACUUCUGGCAAUCGGGAAUCUUGCAGUGAGGUCAGAGAAUUUGAGUAUCGAGCUAAGAGUAGCUGUCCUCAUUGCAACUUAACCCAAAUGGAAGUUGCAAAGGGCCCAGAAGAGUUGCUACUGCUUGUCAGAUUUGUGCAGAUGCUUCUCUCUGGUUCCUCUAUGCAAAAAGAAGACAGCAUAGAAACAGGAAUUCAACUACUGAGAAAACUUAAAACAGAUGAUGGUUUGUGGAGUAGAAUCAUUGAGACUCUCUUAAUUGGUAAUGGAACUUCAACUGGCACCAUCGAUUGGCUUCUGGAACAGCUUCUUAAAGACAAACUACAGCAGUGGCUUUCUUUUAAGUCCCAGGAAAGACGAGAUCAACCUAGUUGUACCUUGUCCAAGAAAGAGCAAGGGAUCAUACACAUGGUUGCUGGGUUGGGCUUUGAGUGGGCCUUGAGCCCAAUUAUCAGUCAGGGAAUCGGUGUAAAUUUCCGAGACAUUAAUGGAUGGACUGCCCUUCAUUGGGCUGCUCGAUUUGGAAGGGAAAAAAUGAUUGCAGCCCUUUUAGCCUUUGGUGCAUCAGCUGGGGUGGUCACAGAUCCCACUUCACAAGAUCCAGUUGGCAAAACUCCAGCAUCCAUUGCGGCCGACAGUGGGCAUAAGGGACUUGCAGGUUAUCUUUCAGAGGUGGCACUAACAAGUCAUCUUUCAUCCCUUACACUAGGAGAGAGUGAACUUUCUAAAGGAUCUGCUGAGGUCGAGGCUGAGAAAACUGUAGAUAGCAUCUCAAAAGGGAGUUUUUCUGCCUAUGAAGACCAGGUUUCACUUAAAGAUACCUUGGCUGCGGUACGAAAUGCAGCUCAAGCUGCUGCACGAAUACAAGCUGCCUUCAGAGCACAUUCUUUCAGGAAGCGACAGAAAGAAGCUGCUAUGUUGGCUAAUAGCAUAGAUGAGUAUGGCCUCAAUUCCAGUGAUAUUCAUGAGGUUUCAGCUAUGUCGAAGCUGGCCUUUGGCAAUGCACAUGACUACAAAUCAGCUACUUUAUAUAUUCAGAAGAAAUAUAGAGGGUGGAAAGUUCGCCAGGAUUUCCUAGCAUUUCGACGGAAAGUUGUGAAGAUACAGGCACAUGUGAGAGGUUAUCAAGUUAGGAAGCGGUACAAGGUAAUAUGUUGGGCUGUUGGAAUUCUAGAGAAGGCUGUGUUGCGGUGGAGACGCAAAGGAGUUGGUUUGCGAGGUUUCCGGAAUGAGGGAGAAGCCAUUGAAGAUAGUGAAGAUGAAGAUAUUCUCAAGUUGUUCCGCAAACAAAAAGUUGAUGCAGCUAUUGAGGAGGCCGUAUCUCGCGUGCUGUCAAUGGUUGAUUGUCUUGAGGCACGUCAACAAUAUCGUCGGAUGCUUGAACGUUAUCGCGAAGCCAAAGCUGAAGUAAUUGAGACAAGUGAAGCAGCAGCAACUUCUGCCGACAUGGAAAAUGAUGAUAUUUUACCAUUUCAAGUAGGAGCAGCUUCUAACUAUCUAACUUAAGUUUUUACCUUCUUAAGCCUUGACCAAUCUCAAGUUGCCUGCUAUAGGGUUUCUGGAGUCGGUUUAUGUAUAAUAUUCUGCAUUCACCAUAGUUACAAGCGAUUACGAGUGGUGUGCAGUUGCUUGAUAUCAAUGCUCUAGUUGGUUCUUGUAAGUAUGUAAAUUGUUUCAUAUGAGGUUUCUGGCUUGAGCUACUUGUAAAUGACUGUUAUGUUGCAGUCUUAUAACUCCAUUUGCAGGUGUAGCUUCUCUUCAUCAUAUGUGGGGGGUGGGGUGUGAGCGUUCGGUCUAUUUAAUCUGUUUGAUUGAAUUACCCAAGUCGAAUAAAGUGAAUUUUUUGAGGGGACACAACUCAAUUGAA